ACUCCUAUCACCACCACCCCUGCACCCCUUCCAAUCACCACAUCAGUACCUAGCGAGCAGUGUCCACGGUUCUACACUGAUCUACUUGAACGAAACGUAACCGUGAAUCCAGAAUUAUCCGGCUGUCGGGUGAACAAUUUCGAGAGGUGCCUGAAGAACGAGAAAGGCGACUACGAGUGUCUGUGUAAGGUCGGCUAUGAGAAACCAGAGACUGGGAAGACUGGCGUGUGUGCAGAGGUGAUGGAACAUCCCUCUCAGCUCACGGUCGACAACAAGCCUUGGGACAACAAUUACUGCCAUAGGAACUCCGCAGUCUUUCUGGAACUCCUUAAUAUGCUGACUAAACUGUAUCUGGCCGCAGCUCAGGAGGCCAAUCUAGACUCAUUCCAGAGGUGUGAAAUUGUAAGCGUGGCAGGUCUUGGUACAGGAGAAGUCUGCAGCGCGACUCUGAAAGUCAAACGGGACGUGAAGACACUCCCGAAUGGAACAGCGGGAAGAUGGGUCGUAAAUGACGCGGGAGAGGAAGAGAGAAAGAUAGAUGGCCUGAUGAUAAAGAAUAACGUCAUCAUGAGAGACACAGACACCUACACUAAGGAUACAGCCCACAGGAUGAAGAGGUCACUCGUGAAGGUCGUGGAGGACAAAGAAUUCACGCAAGAACUUGGACUCGAAAUCCCAUCAGAGAAGAUUGAUUUUGAGGGUCCAACACCCAACUUAUGCGGAUCUCGAGUCGUAUGUUUGUCUCCUCAAGCUACGUGUAGAGACGUGAAGGACCCAGAGCUGGAAAUCCAAGAGGGUCAAUGUUUCUGUAACACUGGACUCGAAGACUUCUCCCCACAAGGGUCAACAGGAGAAGUGUGCGCCUCUCCGUGUCUUGAGAAUUUCUGCGGCUACGGCGGAUACUGUCAGCACACUUACACGUACGAACUGGAAUGCAAAUGUUCCUCUUGGUACUACUCAGGCGAGAAGUGUACAUACGACAUGAGAGUUGUGAUUGGUGUUGUGGCUAGCGUCCUGUCCAUCGUUCUCGUCCUGGCCGGUGCUGCCCUCUACUGGAGGCGACGAAGGCGACGUGGAUUAUUCCCAAUACUUUCUACCCAUUCCUCCUCGUCCUCACAGCAAGAACCAGGUGAUUAUAGGGCCAUGAACCCCAAUGUAACGACGGAGCUGAAGGGCGACCGUGAGACUCCUGACCAACAGUAUGACAGAGUUGAGGACCCCCACCACCACCACCGCCAACCACGGGUCCUGAGAAUCGUAAACCGACGACCACUGACAGCUACCAACACUCAGCAGAUACAAAUCGAUGGCAUGACUGAUUCUUCCACUAGUGAUGACUUUGAUUAUAGAUAUCCAGGGGUUAGCCAUUCAAGACCGACAGGGCGAGUAGACUUCAUGCCGACAGAACAACAGCGAGUAUAUUCUAUACCGACGAGUCCACAGCGAACUGACUCCAGUCCAACAGAAAUACAGAGAAGACACAGAAUAUCGACAGAUUUACCGCCGUCACCACCUGCCAGGGAACAUCACAGCUCCUUGGCGAUCCCUAGAGCGAGGAUUUGGUCCGGUCUGCCCGAUCAGGUGUAAACAAUAUGAUAGCUGGGUGAUGAUGGCGCAGUUAUUGGCGCAGUUCGAUGCUUCUUCUUCCAUUCAUGCAGUGAGCUUAUGUUGAGGGCGGCUACUGGGUUUACGAGACCAGUUCAGUUAACCCUCUCUCUCUCUCUCUCUCUUUCUCUCUCUCUCUCUCUCUCUCUCUCUCUACGUGCACUGUGUAUCACUAUAAAUACUGAAUGACUGAAUAACUGAUUAAGUGAUUGAGUUUUGAGUAUACUUUAUAUUUUUGUAUCUUUCAUCACUGGUAAGAGACUGUGUACAAGUUUAUGUGUGUACAAUAUGUAACAGUUCAUUAUAUUGUCCUUUAUUAAACCUUAUAAUACAAAAAGAACUAACAAAAACAGGUAUUGAAUUAGUUGUAUAUUUCUGGAGUUUAUAUAAUAUACAUGAAAAUAUAUAAAGUCAGUUAUAUAUGAAACAAUUAUUAUAUAUAGAGAUUAAUUGAUGCCUUAACACCAUAGUCUUUGUCGUGAUCAUGUUCAACGUAUGAUUGGUUUAUUAAGUGUUUUUACUACUUGUAGACGAAUUACUUAAGGAUAGUUUCUCUCCAUUUAACUACGUCUUUCUUGUACUGUUCUCACCAACUCAAAAUGUAAAUUAGGUGAUAAUUACUAAACACUUGUCUUUAAAUAAAAUGAACAAGAGUAUUAA
Molecule: messenger RNA, 2265 nt
Organism: Homarus americanus (American lobster)
Lineage: Eukaryota; Metazoa; Arthropoda; Malacostraca; Decapoda; Nephropidae
Exons: 11
Coding region: 241-1587 (448 amino acids)
Source: RefSeq, a predicted model, not a curated record